UUUUACUGGCAGCCGCACAUCAACCGAAGCAUCAAGGAGCUACAAUAUGGGCCUGCUGGACGGACUGAUCACGGGCUUCGCGCGUAAGAGCAAGUUCGGGCGCUCGCACUCGCUACGUCCGCUGACGAGCAAGCGUGCCAACCGCCGCUUCUACAAGGGUAACGGUUGCCGCAACGAGGGUAAGCACGCCAAGCGCGGCCGCUACGUGGUGGACCAGGACAAGCUGCUGCAGCUCGAAGUGCCCGACCUCACGGACUUUAAGCUCAAGGCCUACGUGUCACCGCUGACGCCCAACCGUCCCCCGCAGUAGAGUGACAGACACAUAGGCUUCAUUUUUUCUUCAUAAGGCAAUGACACGGAGGGUUUUAGAUGAAAAACUGGACGCUGCUGUUAUCUAGAAGAAUGAAUCGCGUUGCUACGGUGUGUGGGCGUUUGAAGCCUUAGGAGAUGGUGCAGCCACAAGUCUGGCCCUUGCGGAGCUGCUGGCAUUCCUCACUCAGCAGGUUGAGCUCCAUCUCCUGACGUUCUUUCUCCUGCACCACACGUUCGUACUCAGACUUCAUGCGUGCAAGUUCACUAUCGACUUCUUCGCGCUUCUUGGCUUCGCUCGAGAGCUUGAGACCGGCAGAUUCACGCUCGAUCUCCACAUGUUGCUUGGUGGCAGCCUCGUCCUGCAACAUACUCUCCAAGUUGGCGAUACGUUCACGCUGCGCUUCAGCUUCCGCCUCGAAACGCGCCUUCUCCGACAUGAUCUGAGACGACUGCGCCUGCAUCUGCUCGAUCUGCUCCUUGUAGAUCUGUUCACGGCCUCCGACGCUGCCUAGUUCCUCCUUCACCUUCGACACGUCGCCCUGUAAAGUCCGGAUCUUCUUCUCGUAUCCUUCUUCCUGUCGGCUCAAUAGAAUCCGCAUAGCUUCAGC
Messenger RNA from Phytophthora nicotianae INRA-310, 920 nucleotides. RefSeq lists its product as hypothetical. The coding region runs from base 47 to 310 and encodes 87 amino acids. The record is from RefSeq and is a predicted model, not a curated record. Gene Ontology annotation, cellular component: mitochondrial large ribosomal subunit. Lineage: Eukaryota; Oomycota; Peronosporomycetes; Peronosporales; Peronosporaceae. Gene Ontology annotation, molecular function: structural constituent of ribosome. The transcript is spliced from 2 exons. Gene Ontology annotation, biological process: translation.